Pelodiscus sinensis (Chinese soft-shelled turtle) is the source of this 789-nucleotide messenger RNA. NCBI's taxonomy places the organism in Eukaryota, Metazoa, Chordata, Testudines, Trionychidae. The record is from RefSeq and is a predicted model, not a curated record.
AUGGCUUUUUCUGACCCCUUCUCCAGUGCCACGAUAGCGAUCCAGAUUAGAGGUGGGCGCAAUUUUGGGGGCCGAAAUUUUGUGUUCGUUCCUGUGUUACUUAGCUCUCUCUCCGGCCGCCCCGGACUCACUCUGGCCUGUUCUCUUCUCUUUUCAGAUUGGAAAGGCGCCUUUCUCCGAGCCGCAAAUGUGACCCUGGACCCCAGGACGGCUCACCCCUGCCUGGAGCUGUCUCUGGACGGGAAGGCCCUGAGUAACACGGGUCCCAGACCCGCGCUGCCCGCCGCCCCCGGCCGCUUCGACGUCUACGCCUGCGUGCUGGGCGCCGAGGGCUACACGGCGGGGACCCACUUCUGGGACGUGCAGGUCCCCGGCGCCGGGGGCUGGGCUCUGGGCGUCACCCGGGCGUCCGCCGGCCGCAAGGGACGGGUCCCAUUCAGCCCCGAGCACGGCACCUGGGCCAUCCAGCUCUCCAUGGGCCAGUACCGGGCGCUGAGCGCCGAGUGGAUCCCGCUGGCCCCGCCCCGGCACCCCGGCAAGAUCCGCGUGUACCUGGACUACGAAGGAGGGGUGGUGGCUUUCUACGAUGCCGAGACCACGGCCCCUCUCCACGCCUUCUCCGCCUCCUUCCACGGGCCGAUCCUCCCCUUCUUCUGGGUCUGGUCCGCGGGGACCUCCCUGCGGCUGUGCCCCCCGCCGGGACUUCCAGCUGCUGUGGCAAUACAAGAAACCACUGCAUAUCAUAUUGAAAGAUACAGUGUACCAAUCCUUCAAGCUGCUGAUCCUUGA